AUGAAGAAGUAUGUGACCAAGGAGAAAGAGAAAAGCCUCACGGUCGAUGCAGGCUGGUACACCGAGCAGGAGAUGAAGGACAAACUGGGGUAUGAUGCGAAGACAAUCAAGAAGAUCGUGGACUACACUGCCAAGAAUUUGAGCGUGCUGCAGCGGAAAUGGAAGUACGAUGAGACGAUUAUCCAACACUGGGUGGAAACCAGUUGGUCGGGUCAGCUUGUGCACAAAGACAAUGAGAAGUCCGUCCAUGAAGAAGAACAGGAAGCCAAGGACACCCCGAACCCCAGCCUGAGCUUCGAGAACGGUGGCAACCAAACAAAUCCGGGUAGCGCCGCCGCUGGUGCCAAUGAAGGAGAUGAUCCAAGAGCGGCCCUGGAAAGGGCAUGGUCGGAGAUGUUGAGCAAGACCAACAAGCUUCGUGACAAUGUCAACUUAUUGCAGAACUGUGACAUGAGUGAUGUUCAGAAAAGGCAUGCUGAUUCUAUGCUGAAGCACGCGGAUGCUAUGGAGCAGCACUACGAUAAGAUGUCAAUGCUCAAGGCCACCGCCAACAUCCGUCUUUCGGAAAAGCUGAAGGAUGAGAUCAUGAUUGCCCUCGAUGCGGUGGCCCCUUCCUUGGCAGAGGCCAAAAAGAGUGGCCCGAAGGCCACUAAUGAGCCGAAUACCAAGCCUGCCCCUGUUCCUGCUGGGCCUGUUCCUGGGUCGGGGCCUGGACCGGGGUCAAUUUGGGAGGAUGGGCCAGGAAGCUGCGAGGCAGCUCGUCAGAGGCCUCUGGGACCCCCGAACUCCGGCGACCUCCUGAAGUUUGCUAGCAGCAACAUGGCUGAUCAUGGCCAACAGGCUGUACCUGCUGUGCAUUGGAAGUAUCACAAGUACUUUGAUGCCGAGAUCCGUGCCCUACCCCGGCUAUGUGAACUGUGGCAUCAACUCUUAGCGAACAAGCAGAUCUUCAAGAUUGCACUUCCUGAUACAUCCUUCCCCAAGUCGCCGGGCGCAGUCUUUCGGGCUGCAGAGCAGAUGAUGGAUGUCGUUCUCACUGGUACUUCCGUGGCGGCUUACAAAAUCGGUUUCACCCAUGCCACUGGCAAGACCGUCUCUGCCUUCGCUCGUGCAAGCUGCUCUAGAGAGCGUGGCCAAGAUGCAGUACUGGAUAGUCUGGCGAAGACAUCAGAGAACAGAUUGGAGGACAAGAGCCACGAAGUGUUCAAGCACUAUGGGCUGGCCCUCGACAUCCCCAUAUCCUACGUGGACGUUGGUGAUGCGAAGAAGAAUAUGCCGUGGAUCAAGCCGUUCUGGGCAAGGUUUGCCGUUCUGGAACCUGGGAAUACAAUCAAUGAUUGUUUCGACUCCGGACUCUGCGUGCCAGAGCGAACAAUCCCACUGCUACUUCACGGCGACGAGGCUCGGAGCAAGAAACACCUACCGAUGAUGGUCGCCAACACACAUGCAAUGAUCGGCUAUGGAUGCAAGGCUUACAAGAACUGGUUCGCCGAGGCUCCUCUCUCGAAAAAGCAAGCUGGUGGUGUGAAUCUUGAAGGCGCCGUUCAGAAGACUCGCUUUUUGCACUUCGUCAUGCAGAAAAAAGACUACGGCGAGGACGCCCAGCACCUGGACAAAAUGUUCGACGCCUUGGCUAUCGACUUGGCGAAGCUGCAGACGGAGGGCAUCAAGGUGAACGGCGAGAGGUGGCACCUUGUCGUGAUAGCGGCUGUCGGAGAUUGGCAAUUCUUUGCCAAAGUGGGACACCUCAAUCGAUGCUACACUCACGUGUCCAAGCGAUCUGGCCAGAAAACACUUAAUGGGAUUUGCCACCUGUGCCUUGCAGGCACGCAUGGCUGCCCUACCUGGGAAGACUUCGUGGAUUCGCCGACUUGGAGACCGACUUGCGGCACACUGGAGCCGUGGGAGCAGACGCCGUCGCUGAUUCGCCGACUUCAUGUCAACGUUGCGAACAGGGUGUCCUUCUUCCAACCUGAUUUCUGGCACUGCUUGCACCUGGGCGCAGGCAAGAAUCUGGUUGCCAGUGCUGUUGCUGAAUGGCUCCGUGUGGUGCCCGGUGCCAACAUUGGCGAGCGCUUCUGCUUCAUAGAUGAUGCUGCACAGGCAUGGCUCCGCAGUCGCAGCGAUAAGUUGUAUUGCAAAUGCAUCUCUGCUGUGACAAUGGGCAUCGACAGUUUGCAGAAAGUGCCAACCGCUGGAUGGCAGAAGGCCAGCGACACCACGCUGCUCUUGGAGUUCCUUGAACACUUUUGCAGUGUGAACGCAGGCCUUGCAAAUGCUGAUCCGAUCCUGCGCUGGACGUGGGUGGCUGCCUCGAACAUCAACCUCGCCGUGCGUAUGUUGUAUCGGGGCGGUCUCUGGCUGGAUCAGAGCACGGCACACACGGUGGCCCGCUGCGGACUUAAUUUCUUGAAAUCUUACGGGCACCUUGUGGCGAUGACGUUGGCGGCGGACAGGGACAGGUUCCCUGUAACACCCAAAUUGCAUAUUUUGCACCACUUGUUUUUGCACUUGCAAGAAAAUGCUUCAAGAUGCUCCUGGACACUAUCCUUUCUUGGCUAUUCAGUGCAACAAGAUGAAACUUUUGUUGGCAUACAGGGCAGAGCGAGCAGAAGAGUUGGACCCCAGCAUGCCGCUCUCCGUGUUCUGCAACGCUAUCUGGUGGACGCAGCAGAGCACUUGACGCCGGAGUUCCGCUUGGCCGCCAAAAAAUUCGAAGGGGCCGAGGGCCCAGAGCAAACCCGAAGCCUGAAACGCCUUCGAACCCACCACUGGUAG
Messenger RNA from Symbiodinium sp. CCMP2592, 2778 nucleotides. The record is from the annotation of a GenBank genome assembly. Lineage: Eukaryota; Dinophyceae; Suessiales; Symbiodiniaceae.